AGUCAGGAUAUUUUUUUCCCCACGCAUCCAAGCUUGUAGUUUACGAUUCUUGUUCCAGAGAGAGGCAAGCCUAGUUCUUACCCCUUUGAAAUAUGCCCAUAAAUACUCAGCCCCAUCACUGCCCAAAGACUCAUAAUGUGGGUUGAGCUUUGAGAAAAGUACUGCUUAUUAUCCCCAGCCCCACGAAAAGCCCACUUUCCAUUACCCUUUUCUUCGUUUCUCCCACCCUUUAAUCAUCUAUUCCGGUUGCUGCAUCUCUGAUUCUUCAAGGGUUUCAUUAUUGAAAUUUCCAUGCUUAUGUGCAAGCAAACACAGCCUCUACUCAGUAUGCCUCCCGGAGGGCUCACCAUGGCUGUCUCCAGCCAUCGGUGGCUCAAGGAGAAGGUGGCGGUUGUAAUGGGGGCGACCGGUACAGGGAAGUCGCGGCUCUCCAUCGACCCCGCCACCAGGUUUCCCGCAGAGAUUGUGAACUCGCACAAAAUGCAAGUCUACGAAGGACUAGACAUCAUCACCAACAAGAUCACAGAGGAGGAGCAGCCCGGCGCUCCUCACCAUCACCUCGGGAUAGCGCAUCCUAAUGUGGAUUUCACUGCAUCCGAUUUUCGGGACAUGGCCUCACUCUCCAUUGAAUCCAUCCUCGGUGGAAGGCGCCUCCCAAUCAUCGUUGGGGGCUCCAAUUCAUACAUUGAUGCCCGAUACGAGUGCUGCUUCCUCUGGGUGGACGUCUCCCGGCCGGUCCUUCACUCAUUCGUCUCCAAACGGGUCGACAAGAUGGUCGGGAAUGGAAUGGUGGAAGAAGUUGAACAACUGUUCUAUCCAAAUGCAGACUACACGAGGGGGAUAAGGAGAGCUAUUGGGGUUCCGGAGCUCGAUCUAUAUUUCCCAACGGGUUUCCUGGACGAAGAAGCUCGAGCUAAGGUUUUGCAGGAGGCGGUGCAUGAGAUCAAGGCUAACACAUGCAAGCUUGCCUGUCGCCAAUUGGAGGGGAUUCAUCGGCUCAAGAACCUCCGGAAAUGGAAGAUUCACCGGCUGGACGCCACUGAAGUGUUCCUAAAGCACGAUAGAGAGGCUGAUGAAGCAUGGGAGAAGCUGGUGGCGAGGCCGAGCACCAUGAUGGUGGCGCAAUUCCUCUACAGUGUGGGCGCCACCAGAGUCGCCACCGAAGAGAUGGUGAGGAACGCCGCGCUGCUCCUCCUCUGUGAUCUUGUUGGUGACGAUGUCUAGUCCUUCGUAGACUUGCAUUUUGUCCGAGUUCACAAUCUAUGAGGGAAACCUGGUGGCGAAGUUGAUGGAGAGCCGCGACUUCCCCGUGCCGGUCGCCCCCAUUAUUACCACCACCUUCUCCUUAGGCCACCGAUGGCUGGAGACAUCCAUGGUGAGGCCUCCGGGGCCAUACGGAGUAGAGGCUAUGUUUGGUUGCACAUAACACUACAAGAAUAAAGGCAUAUGGUUACAGGAAUUUUUAGUUGGGCCAGAAAAUUUGCACCUAAAAAUAAUAUUCGGUCUAAAAGUUUAUAAGUGUGGGCAUACAACGCCUUUUCGUACGAUGCCUUUUCGUAGGAGAACGCUUUUCAAGGUUCUGAAUAUUUUUCUUUUUACUUUUUAUUUUUUAUUUUUUAUUUUUUAUUUUUGUAGAGGUUGGAUUCAUGGAUCUUCCUAGAUCUUUCUAAGUGAAGCUUCGUCUGAAAGCUUAGGGGAUUUUUCUGGUUGCUGAGAAACCAUGGGAAAAGGAAGGAUUUAGAAUUUUUGGAGUUCAGGAGUUUUCGGAUUUUAAUUUUUAGGUUUUGAAUUGUUUAGGGUCUCUCUGGAGUAAGAGCUUUUCAAAAUCCAUGGACACUUUGGAUGUUUCAUUUGGUUGUGAAAGAUUUUAAUUUCUGGUUGUGGUUUACUUAUUUUCCUUUUCUUCGGCCAUUGCUGGAAGGCAUUCUCAUUGCAUGGAGAUUGAUUGGGUCACCAUGCCGUCCUCUGAGGCUGUGGUUUCAAAGAAGGUUAGAUUUUCACAUUCGGUUCGAUUUCAACAAGUGGAAUUAACCGUUUUUCUGUUGCAGAGAGUGGAUAAACUGAGUUUAGUUUCUGAGGGUACCGUUUAUGUGCCUCUAUGCCUUUCAAUGGAGAGCUUUGCACUCCGUACAACAGGUAAAUUGAAUCGAAUUCUUAUGAGUUCUGUUUUGGUUGGAUUGUUUUCUAGCAUUUUCUAAUUGAUUCAAAAUUGUUUGGUUUUAAAUUUUUUGUUUGGUCUUGUUUUGUUUCUAUGAAAAUUGUUCCCCCAAAGAAAAAAAAAAAAGUUUGGACUUUGUCUUACUCAGCUAACAAAGCUGCAUUUUACUUGAUUGCAUAUGGGUUUUUAUUUAAUUGGUCUAGAAUGACAGAAGGAACAAUGAAUUUAUAUCGCCCUUCACAUACAAGCCACCAAGGUAGAAUCUAACAUAGUUUUGAGCCAGAUUAUUAGUUUUGUUGAGACAACCCAGAUGUCCAAAGCUCCUAUUCAAAAGUUUGCAAACUUUGUAAGUAUUGUUGAUGUGAGGGGCUUUUUAAGAAAUUUAUUUGCCUUGAAAAAAAUUAAUAUAGUUGAAAUAUGAUGUGCUUGUGUUACAAUUUGUUUUGUUUGUGGGUAUGGUUUGAUUAUUGUUUGGAAGUACUUUUCUUGCUUGUUCCUUUUGAAAUCAAGAGAACCAGAUGCUUUCAUACUCACUGAAUGGUUUCUUAGGUAAACAAGAUGCUAAAACCCUGACUCGGCAUCUCUAAUGAUGUUAAAUCUAAUCACCUCUGUUUAUUCAAUUCCCUAUAUUUGGUUCCUUAAAUCUUAUAAUAUGUGUUGGCCUGCCCUCUCUGUUUGAUAUACUGAACUCGAAAUUCAAUAAUCUCUUUAUAUUUAAGAUCCAAGUUGAGUGUCAUGUUAUUGCACUGUUAAUGUUGUCUUCAAGCAGGGGCAUUCUACACUGUGAUGCCAUUGGGUUGGAUUCCAAUUACUUGAUAGAAUCUGAGUGAUUUGGCUGCAUUGCUCUCUUGCUUUGGUUGAUUCCGAUAGUUAUCAGUGUUUAAUUUGUUGUUCUAUUCAUUUUCUACUAAAUCAAGAUAACCAUUUAUUCCCAUACAAAAUUAGUCAUUAUUUGUUAUUCUACCACAAAAUAGGCUGAUUGCUUGAAUAAGUAACACUAUAGCUUGUUGAAGUUUCUCACAUAUUGCUGACAACUAGCUAUUAUGUCUAACAAACCUUAAUUAUUUUGUACCAUAAUAUAAUUUGUAUCAUUGUUGUUAUUGCUUUCUGAACCAUAAUGUCACCCAUUUAGGUGUGCUAUUGUUUUUCUAUUCCAUUCUCUGGAGCUAUAUUGAAAUCUAGCUUUCGUUUGGUUGUUGAGAGAAGGGAGGAAAAGAAAGAUAAAUGAAUGCUUGGAUCACAUUUGAGUUAGAGAUUUCAAUUUUCUUUUCUUUUUCUUUGUUUUUUUUACAGAAAAGAUAGUCUGAUGUGUUGUUUAUUGGUUUGAUAUUCUGCUCAAUUGGUUGCUAAGAAAUUGGGGGAAAGGAAGGAAAAUUCCAAACUAUACAUUUUUGUUCUCACUGAAAUUUGGAGAAAAAUUGGACCCCCAUCUAUAUUGUUCAAAGUAUAUGACUUCAAUUUUCCUUUUUCCUCUUGAUUUGUUGGCAACCAAAUAGAGCCUUUAGGGAAUUUACCUUAUUUACAUAUUUUUAUCAUCUCCUGAUUCACAGCUACACGGGAAAUCUUUAUAUAAAUUCAUGUCUCGGGUACUUCAUUUAGAUUUUCAACAUUGGUAUUCUGUGCUUGCAUGUUCUAGUUGUGUUGCACUUGGAGAUUACUGACAUGUAGAUGGAACUAAUUAUUUAUUUUUAUGUAUUUUAUUUGACAUUGUAUUCAAAUUGUAUGCUUUCCCUUUUCAAUAGUUUUUUGAAAUUAUUGCAACUAGUUUGUAGAAUUGAUGAGCAUAGAAAACCAUUAUGAUAGACAGACCUUUUACUUAAUUAAAUUCUGAUAAAGAUUAGAACCCAUAACUAGUUUGUAGUUUUUUAUGAUUUCAUGAGCAGCAAGCCCUUUGGUACAGGGUUGAAGCUACCAAAGUCUUAUAAAUUGCGACAAUGGCUUGCAAAUAUAUUGAUUCUAGCAAGCCUGAAUUAUUUAAGAAAGGAAUAGGACAUUCAGAUAAGUGAGUUCUCAUGAAUUUGAGUCGACUCAUCUAUGUCGGAGACCAGUGAGGAAGAGCCCUUGGAACUAAGUCUUUUUCUUCAAAACCUUUUCCCCAAAUUUUUAAUCUCUAGUGAAAGAGUCAUUAUAUUCCUCUUUGGCCUCUGUUUGGCUUAUUUGAGUGAAAAAUGAAAUUUGAACCACCCUUUGUUAGCAUCAUUUGUUACUUGAUACAAGAACGAAUCCCAACUUAAAUAACCAUGGGCUUGGACAUGCUUAUUAUUAUUUGGUUGAUGAAUGAAUUGCUCUAAUUUAUUCUACUGGAUUUUUUUAAUGUCUUGACCAAGUAGGCAUUGGGAAAAUAGGCUUCCUUUAAGAGAGUUUUCAUUCAUUAUGUUUCUUCAUCUUCUGUUGAUCAUCUCUUUUCUGAUGUUGCAAGUAUCUAUAGUUGAUUUGGACAAGAUUUGUACUUUUGGAAUAUCAAAUAGUGGUUUACAGCUUAUGGUCUGAUAGUGAAACUUCAACUAAUAAUAUUUUCAUUUUGAGGUUAAAUUUAUAGAUUUUUUGGAGCUCAUUACUUUCUUCCUGAAGAUUGAUUUUUUGGGGGUCAUCUGCGAUUUAACAAGAUAGAGCUCGGAGGUGUUUGGAGUUACUAGUGAUUGUUGCUCACUCCUCAACCUUUCAUUGGUAAAACAGAAUACAGAGGAAGAGGAGGCUCCCACUAAGGCUGCUGGAAAGGCUACAGGCGAGGGUUUGUACUAGAUGAUGUUCUCCAAGUGGCUGGGCAUGUCCUAAUGAUUUCAAUAUCUGCUUUUUAUUUGUUGGUUUUGGUGUUGAUUUCAUGGAUGAGACUUGAUGUGAAAGGAAUGGUCGGGAUAAAGACAAUUGGACAUUGUAUAUGUUUGUUUGGAUUCUUAAUUUUUCCUAAUGAGAAUAUCAAACAUUAUUCAUCCACAA
Molecule: messenger RNA, 5095 nt
Organism: Vitis vinifera (wine grape)
Lineage: Eukaryota; Viridiplantae; Streptophyta; Magnoliopsida; Vitales; Vitaceae
Product: adenylate isopentenyltransferase 3, chloroplastic
Exons: 3
Coding region: 292-1224 (310 amino acids)
Biological process (GO): tRNA modification; cytokinin biosynthetic process
Cellular component (GO): mitochondrion
Molecular function (GO): tRNA dimethylallyltransferase activity
Source: RefSeq, a predicted model, not a curated record